AUGGCUAGUGAUGAGAGUUUUGUAGCUCUUAUGCACUAUAGAGGGUCCAUUAAGAAGAAAACGCGAUCAGGGAUUAAGUUCACUGACAAGGACCCGCUGAGUGUUUUUCUCAAACCUUCAACAAGUUUUGCUGAGUUUAAGAGUACUAUACUACGGAGACUAGGACUGCAUGGCGUGAAACGGGUGGAGAAGUUGUUCUAUCGUGCUGUUUCAUUGUCGCCGUCAGUUUUUGAGGUGAGGACUUCGGAGUUGUUGGCGGAACUUGUAGAUGUGGCAUCUAGUUCUGGAGGCUCGAACAGGAAUAUGCACUCCACAGGAUAUGUAGCCAGCUCUAGUGCAUUGCCUGUUGGAUCAUCGUCAGCAGUGCCGGUGUUUGCACCCGAGCCAGACUUAGUGGCUUCACCAUUGUUUGCCGUCAAUUUGAAUCGAAGUUGUGAUGCAUUAGUUGGCGAGGCUGGACCGUUGGGAGACGGUGAUUUCGCGGCGCCCAGCUCUCCUCCGUGUGUUCCGGUAAUCGGAGAGGUUGCAGCACCCAAAGGGGUUGAGGAUGCAUUGCAGGAUGAUGAUGAUGAUGAUGAUGAUGUGGAGCUCGCAACGAUUGCUGCAGAUGAUAGCGAGGAGGAGACUCCACGGACGACUCAACCUGCCGAUGGGGGAGCUUCUAAUUCAAGAGGCGUAUCUGAGUUUCAGGUUGGCCAGCAGUUUCAAGAUAAGGAGGAAGUUGUGCUUAGCGUGAAGACAUAUAUCAUUCGCCGCGGGGUUGAGUACAAGGUAUUGGAGUCGGAUCACCGCAAGUACUAUGGCAAGUGCAAGGAAUUCGGGAGCGGAGCUGAUGCUGCAACGUCGAUUAAGGUACUGCAGAAUGCCACGGAAGCACACUUCGGGUUCAGACCAACGUAUAAGAAGGUCUGGAUGGCCAAGCAAAAGGAUGUGGCACAAAUUUAUGGAGACUGGGAUAAUUCGUAUAAUGAGUUGCCACGAUGGGUAUUGGGCUUGCAGAUCACUAUGCCGGAAAGUGUAGCUAUGUUGAGGACGAGUCCUGUUCGAGUGGGUGGGCAGUUGGAUGAUUCUACAGCUUAUUUCCAUCGCUUGUUUUGGACAUUCCAACCAUGUGUUGAGGCAUUUUGA
Molecule: messenger RNA, 1128 nt
Organism: Arachis duranensis
Lineage: Eukaryota; Viridiplantae; Streptophyta; Magnoliopsida; Fabales; Fabaceae
Exons: 4
Coding region: 1-1128 (375 amino acids)
Source: RefSeq, a predicted model, not a curated record